AUGGUGAGUAAGUACAAGAACAUUGUUCUGCUGAAAGAAUUAGAGGCCAUCAAUGACUAUCACUUCAGCAUAAUUAAGUCCUUACUGAUCAAUGAUUUAAAACUUAAAAUGAGAGAUGAGUAUGACAAAAUUCAGAUUGCUGACUUGAUGGAAGAAAAGUUCCCAGGUGAUGCUGGUUUGGGCAAACUAAGAACUCUUCAAAGAAUACCAACACUGAGAGGCGACCUUGCUGAAACUAUUAGAAAAGUCAAAUUAUUGGUUUUGAAUAAAAUUAAAUCCAUUCCAGCAAAAGGAAAAACCUCAUCAAAGAAGAGGAAGCAGAGAAAAGUAGGUCCAACUAUACCUUUAGCGACCACGGACAAGAAGUUCACAGCUGAAGGAGCAGAGGAGACUCCUAUAGCUCAGAAAAGAAAAAACCCAACCAAAGAAAAGACUGGAACCAAAAGGAGUAAGAUGUCCGAGGAGCAGACUCAGCCUCCCUGUCCUGCAGGAGCUGGCAUGUCCACAGCCAUGGGCCAUUCCCCAAUUCCCAAGACCUCAUCAUCAGCUCCACCCAACACUUCCUCAACUGAGUUACACUUGAUAAAUUUGAUAUUAUCUCUGACAUCAGGAGGUUUUCUGUCCUGUGUUGUUUGGGAGAAAGAUAGAGAGGCUCCAGACCAUGGCUGGGAGCAAGCAGACUCAAAAGAUGGCAAUACCUUAAAGGAGAUUGUUGAGAGAGAAACAAUGACCGUUGAGACUGGAGUAAAAGAAUAA
This is a messenger RNA of Piliocolobus tephrosceles (Ugandan red Colobus), 756 nucleotides long. RefSeq names its product pyrin and HIN domain family member 1 (gene PYHIN1). Gene Ontology annotation, biological process: cellular response to interferon-beta; activation of innate immune response. Gene Ontology annotation, molecular function: double-stranded DNA binding. Gene Ontology annotation, cellular component: cytosol; nucleoplasm; nucleolus. The record is from RefSeq and is a predicted model, not a curated record. Lineage: Eukaryota; Metazoa; Chordata; Mammalia; Primates; Cercopithecidae.